Molecule: messenger RNA, 210 nt
Organism: Protopolystoma xenopodis
Lineage: Eukaryota; Metazoa; Platyhelminthes; Monogenea; Polystomatidea; Polystomatidae
Source: the annotation of a GenBank genome assembly
AUGGUCUACCUCAGAACAGUCGCUUUGACCGGCGAGGGCGGACAGCCCAGCCGACCUGAUGGACGUUACGAUGGACGCUUUCACCGACGUAUGGCUGUAUCUGCACCGCAGACAUUUGCAAAUGUUCCUUGUCGGAUGAGUCUGGAAGGAUUCGCUCAAAACGCCAACUUUGUAGGCGAAAGGGGCUGGAUCUGCGAAGCAGCAAUUUGA